AUGGCUGCACGGAACCCCGGCCCGAAGCUGAACCCGGUGCCUCUGGGCUUUCCUUCUUUCAACAACAGAGUCCACCGGGACAAGCUGAGCAGAAUUGCUUUUGCUGCUCACGAAAUAAACGCGAGGGUUUACAAAAACGUCGGCGCCUCCAGAAUCCGCCUCCGCUGCAUGGUGGGCGGCUACGGCCGAGGCGUCUUCGUCUUCACCCGGCUAGCCAAAAUGGGCAUGCAGCAGCUAGCUAGAGAAGGUUGGCUAAAGAAAUAUGGAUAUAAGCCUUAUCUAUUCAGAUAG
Molecule: messenger RNA, 291 nt
Organism: Eimeria tenella
Lineage: Eukaryota; Apicomplexa; Conoidasida; Eucoccidiorida; Eimeriidae
Exons: 2
Coding region: 1-291 (96 amino acids)
Source: RefSeq, a predicted model, not a curated record